AUACGGGUCCAAUUGAAACAAUAUACAAUUCAAGGGAUUCAUGGCACAACUUACCAAGGUAAUAAGUCGAUAGCCUCGUCAUGGCCUACGCGGCCUGCGGAUCAGCCUUCUCCUUCUACUUUUGCUUCUUUUGGCACGUGCAACCAGGUUUCUUCCAAUCUCCGUACUUUUUCCUCAUUCUCAAUCUUCCUGGGGGAUAUUCUUCCCAUCUCUCCACUCACCACCAAUAAACCCACCCUGUUUUCCCCUUCUGCUAUCUUCUGUUCGUUUAAAUCAUCCCUGCUAUUGUACUUAAUCCUCGUCUUCUCCACAGGCUGGUCCUUGUUACUUACUCGAUACUUCGUCGUCUUUUUCGAUCCAAUCCCUGUAAAUAUCAGUCUGCUUUGACUGCGACUGCUGUCCUUUCUCUAUCAGCAAUGGCUAUGAAACGAUAAUGCUCAUAAUAUGCUCCUACCUCGGUCGACUCGAACGCUGCCGGCUCUAUGGCAUCGUCGGAAGUCUAGCCUAAUUGGCUCACUGCUGGCCCUCAUCGCCCUUCUCUUCUUCCUGCAGAAUCAAUGGCUACGAAACCCUGUCGAACCUGCGUCCGUACCUGUUCCUCCAGAACCACCACGUCCCACGAAUUCCCUCCUCAAGAAUCAGACCUCCUUCUGGCGAGAUCUCUACCUCAUAAUACUCAAUAAUGACCCGAACUGCGACAAGCCUCCCGAGGUCGUGGUGCCCCAGAAGUUGGACAUCGGAUAUGACGCUUCUCACGCCCAUCCGCGGCCGGACGUACUGUUCAUGGAAGCGGCAGACGUCACACGCAUGCGCGAGGCACAUACCAAUUUCAUAAACGAUCUGAAAAAGACUCCGCCAAAGUUGCCAUAUGAACCAGGCACUCGAGGGAUCGUCAUGACUGCUGGCUUCAACCAACUCCCCGUCCUGGUCAUUUCCAUCCGCAUGCUGCGGAGGACUUGGUCACUGUUGCCGGUCGAAGUCAUACUAGCCGACCCGACGGAUUACGACGAAGAAAUAUGCGACACCGUCCUACCAUCAUUGAACGCCAAAUGUCUGGUCUUGUCCGAGAUCUUUCAAGCCGCCGAGUCGGGUGUAUCGAUCGACAAGUACCAGUAUAAAAUCAUGGCCGUCCUGUUCUCCUCGUUUGAAGAGGUUCUCCUGCUCGAUUCCGAUGCUUUUCCCGUCUACAAUCCUUUGACCUUGUUCGAAGAGGAACCUUUCAAGAGUACCGGAAUGGUUGUGUGGCCGGACUUCUGGUACGCUUCCGAAUCCCCAUACUACUUCGAGAUUGCCAAGAUAGGAGACAUACCUCUACUCAGCUCUCGAGCCUGCAUAGAGUCUGGUCAGCUCAUGUACUCGAAAAGCAAACAUAGCAUGUCCAUUAUGCUUGCUGCUUAUUACAACUUAUAUGGCCCAACCUACUAUUACCCACUCCUCUCGCAGGGCGCUCCGGGUCAAGGCGACAAAGAGACAUUCGCAUGGGCGGCCGUAGCCCUAGGCGAAGAUUUCUAUCCGGUUCGUGAACACGUCAUGGCUCUCGGUCGCUUCGAUACCAACGGUCAAUAUAAGGGAAGUGCCAUGGCCCAGCACGAUCCCAUGGCGGAUCAUGCCUACAUGAAAACCCAUAAUGUCCCUGUGCAUCCAGGUGGAGACAUACUUGACAAUCCAUUCGACAUCCGGCCCAGCCACGUGAGGCCUUUUUUCAUCCACGCCAAUUUCCCCAAAUUCGACCCCUCGACCAUCUUCAACGCCCUUAGUCCCACUCACGAUAGCAACGGGUCAGCUGUGCGUUGUUGGAUGGACGAGGAACGUGCCAUUGAACUUUUCGGGGUCGAUGUCGAACGCGCCUUUUGGGAAGAAAUCAUGGGUACGGCCUGCGAAUACAACUUCGGCUGUUGGAAGGGCAGGCAGGGCAUUUGCGACCGUACUAGGGACCAUUUCCUGGAAGUCUUUCAUCAGAUGCCAAGUGAGUCCCGCCCAACAGACCAGGAGUCGUGAUAUGUACAUGGAUGGCGCGGACUGACCAUCCUUCGGGCACUGAUAUCUUGAUCUUUGAGAUCUGUAUAUGUUUGAACUUCAUGCACAUGUAGCAUGUAUGGACUGAUAUUGGUUGUUAUCUAGGAUGGGGAAUGGGUAAUACAAAAGGUAACGACAUUUUCCGACUUUUGAAUGAAUACAAAUAAGAUACCUAGACAGCAUUUGAGAACAAUUGGCAUCCUUGGGCAUGUUUGUGAAAUGAGACACGGGAGAUGUAGCCAAGCAAUCUUGAGGGCUUCUUAAAAGAGUAGAAACAUGCGGCAUACUGUAGGAAGACAUGAUACUGACAGGAGUGAUCAU
Molecule: messenger RNA, 2337 nt
Organism: Exophiala viscosa
Lineage: Eukaryota; Fungi; Ascomycota; Eurotiomycetes; Chaetothyriales; Herpotrichiellaceae
Product: alpha 1,2-mannosyltransferase
Exons: 1
Coding region: 445-1998 (517 amino acids)
Biological process (GO): mannan biosynthetic process
Cellular component (GO): Golgi apparatus
Molecular function (GO): alpha-1,2-mannosyltransferase activity
Source: RefSeq, a predicted model, not a curated record